Anneissia japonica is the source of this 6839-nucleotide messenger RNA. Its product is annotated as huntingtin-interacting protein 1-like. Bases 218 to 3055 code for a protein of 945 amino acids. The record is from RefSeq and is a predicted model, not a curated record. Gene Ontology annotation, biological process: clathrin coat assembly; actin filament organization; endocytosis. Gene Ontology annotation, cellular component: actin cortical patch; clathrin-coated vesicle. NCBI's taxonomy places the organism in Eukaryota, Metazoa, Echinodermata, Crinoidea, Comatulida, Comatulidae. Gene Ontology annotation, molecular function: clathrin light chain binding; clathrin-cargo adaptor activity; phosphatidylinositol-3,5-bisphosphate binding. The transcript is spliced from 26 exons.
AAGUAAUGCUAUAAAUGAUUCCUAAUUCUAAAUUAGAUCAGUCUUUGUGAAGUAAACAAGCAUAACGGACGGUAACGAUAAGCAUCUUCACCCGAUUUUGGUGCUGCUAAUUCUUUGAGAUUUUAAUCGAUUGCCAAGACAACAAAAAUAUUUGUGUACCCAUCAUUGUGUCUACUGUAUAUGCAUUGACCUGUAGUGGAAGAGAAUACACAUUAAGAUGCCCUAUUUGAGACUAGAUUUUGGGGAAACAUUCCCACAGUCUGGUGGUCCAUCAGUUUAUCUGACACAGUCUGUCAAAGAUUGGAGAAUAUUUACAAGAAAGCAGACCACCAGCAUCACUAAAGCUAUCAACAAUCAGGAAGUACCAGUCAAAGAGAAACAUGUCAGAAAUGUGAUUAUUGGUUCCUUCCAAGAGAAGGGUGCUGGUACAUUUUGGACUGUGGUUUCCAGGUUACCCAUGCAAGGCAACCCAAUCGUCUGCUGGAAAUUCUGUCACACGUUGCACAAACUGAUGAGAGAAGGCCAUGAACAUGCUGUGAAAGAUUCAAUGAAACAUUCUGAGCAUAUUUCAGAUCUUGGAAGCAUGUGGGCACAUAUGCAGGAAGGCUAUAGCAAGUUAAUCAAUGCUUAUUGUUCCCUGCUUGUCACCAAAAUAGAAUUCCACAAAAAGUAUCCCACAAUUCCUGGUAAUCUUGCUCUGAGCGACAUUGAGAAAGACUUGGAGAAACUCACUGAAAAUGAAAUUAAUAAUUACUUCCAGUUGUGUGUAGAGAUUUUUGAUUACUUGGAUGCUCUUAUAGCUACGUCAGAUGCCAUCUUUGGAUCAUUUGACCUUUCAAAGAGCAUAUCUAUGACCAACUCUGGACAAUGUCGGUUAUCGCCGCUGAUCCCCAUCAUCCAAGAUUGCAGCCAUCUGUAUGACUUCAGCGUUCGGCUGAUGUUCAAACUUCAUGCAUGUUUACCUGCUGAUAUUUUGGAUGGGCAUCGUGAUCGUUUCAAGAAACAGUUUGACUCCCUCAAGACAUGCUUUCUCCGAGUUAAAAACCUCAUGUAUUUUAGACGAUUAAUUCAAGUGCCAACCUUACCUGAUAGUCCUCCCAACUUCUUUGUCAAAACCACUGAUUACAGCCACCACUACACACCAGCCGUCGUCCUGCAGGGUGGGGAUAUGGAGACAGAGACAAUGAGCGUUGCCAGCCACGAGAGUCCACCUAGUCCUAGAGAUUCUACAUUGAUGGAUGAUAGUAACUUUCAGGAUCUGUUGGUGGAUGUAGAUGCAUUGCAGCAGAAUGGUCAAUUUUCAUCUCCACCACCAAGAGAUGACAGAGACUGGUUGAUAGAUCAACUGAGGCAGGAAAUCAGUAACCUUAAGUUUGAACUGGAGCGAGUCAAGAAAGAUGAUCAAAGAAUAAUGGAUGAUAUGAAGAAGAAACUGAUGGAGUUGACAAGACAGUUAGAAGAGUAUAGAUGCAUAGGAAGGCAGAUGGUCGAUGAGAAUCGAAGUAUGAAACAACACCUUGACGAAGUGUUGACAAAUUCUGAGAACAUUGGUGCUGUCAAAGACCAUGCAGUCAAAUCAGAGAAUAAAGCAAAGAUAUUUGAAGAAAAAUUCAACAAAAUGAAAGAAGUAUAUGGAAAGUUGAGGGAGGAACAUAUUAAUCUUAUCAGAAAGAACGCUGAUGUAAACAAACAACUGUCAACGAUUGCCAAGACAACAGAGGAAACAGAGUUUGCUAAACGAGAAACGGAGGUGUUGGUUCAGUCAUUGCAGAAAACAGUCGAUGAACGAAUGUCAGAAGAAGAACAACUCAGAAGAAAACUUGAACGACAAAGAAAACAAAUAUUUGUCGCUGCUAUGCAAGAGGCUGAAGAGAACCUUCGUCGCAUACUGGUUCAGAUGGACGAUCCCCAAUUUUCUGGUAGCACAUGCACAGCAGAAUAUUUUUUAACAAGGUCUGAGAAUGCACAACAGUCUUUGUUGACACUACAGAAUAGUUACAGUGAUUAUUGCACUGAUAAAGAUGAGUUGGAGAGUUUAGUUCGAAGUCUGUCAAUGUUUUCAAAUGGAAUUGGUGAAUUUCUUCUUCUUGGGAAGUCAACAUCUCACAUGGCACCACUAGACCUAGGAGAAGCUUUGGCAAAUGCUUGUCGGAAUGGAGGGCAGAGCUGCCUUGACUUCCUUGGGGUGAUGAGGGUUGAGAGUAGUGUAGAUAACGCCAACCGUCAUCAGUCAAAGGUCAAUGAACGUCUUCAAGCCAUCAUUCUGGCUGCACAGGAAUUGUUGCCCAAGGAGGCAGACAUCAAAGCCGAGCUUGGGGACAUUGUUGAUCAAGAAAUGCAAAAUACCACCGAGGCUAUUGACAAGGCUGCUUCCAGAAUUGAAGAAAUGCUUAAUAACUCAAGACAAGCUGAUACAGGUGUGAAACUAGAAGUGAACAGCAGAAUUUUAGAUUCCUGUACAGACCUCAUGAAAUCCAUCAAAGUUCUCAUUGAGAAAUCAAAAUCAUUACAGAGGGAAAUUGUCUCAAAUGAUAGGGGUACAGCAUCAACCAAGGAGUUUUACAAGCGACAUCAUCGUUGGACAGAAGGCUUGAUAUCAGCUGCAAAGCUUGUGGGUGUUGGUGCUACGCAACUUGUUGAUUCUGCGGAUAAAGUAAUGCAGCGAAAAGGGAAAUUCGAAGAACUUGUUGUGUGUUCCCAUGAAAUAGCUGCUUCCACUGCCCAGCUUGUGGCUGCCAGCAGAGUGAAGGCGCACAAGGAGAGCGAGAAUCUGAAGGGACUAUCGACAGCGUCAAAGGGCGUUGCACAAGCAACCGCUAGCGUUGUUGCAUCGUCAAAAUCAGGUGCUCAGUUAACAGAAGAAGGAGAUGUGACAGACUUCACAAAAAUGAGUCUCACUCAAACAAAGAGGAAUGAGAUGAACUCGCAAGUACGAGUUCUAGAAUUAGAGAACCUUCUCGAAAAAGAACGAGUCAAGCUGGCUGAGCUAAGGAAGAGGCACUAUCAAUUAGCUGGCGUCAGUGAAGGAUGGGAGGAGGAUGAGAUCAAAAGCUAGAUUGCCUACAAGGAUGGAAAAAAUUUCCAAACGAUGCUACAACAAGCGAAAGAAGAAUUUCUCUGAGAUACCACAGUAGGCAAGCAUCAAGGAGUCUGGACUUUUUCAGAAAAUAUACCACUUUCAAUUAGAUCUUUGUUUAAUUAUUCUAUAAAUAUUUUUUUUCAUAAUGUACAAGAUCUUAAUUGAACAUUUUUUGUAACUUUUAUAAAUAAAGUUUAAAACCGUGUAAAUUUCUUGAUUGAGAAAGGUCAGGGGUUAAGCAACCAACCAAUCACAAUCAUGUAUCUUAAAAUUAAAUAAUGACCUAUUUACCCAAUUCAAAAAAAAAUGAUAAAAACAUAUUAAUAAUAAAAAGUACAUAUUUGUAUAGAUUUUUUUAUGCACAAGAAAAAACACAUUGACAUAAAAAGUUUGCAGUUUGACAUUCAGAACAAUUGUAAAUAAAUAUGAUUAUUAAUCCCAUAAUGCAACAUGGUAUCCCAUCAUGCAAAUGUGCUACUAGGCAAAGACUGGAAAAGUGUAAUGAAUAUAUUUUGGACAAUAAUCUUUCAUGUACAAAGGUCAGAGGUCAAUAAAAGUAAAAUAUAUAUUGGCCAUUAUCUGAAACUCUGUGUUAUGUACAUUAACUAUUGUAUGUAAUUAUUAUUUAACUACAUUUUAUUACCAUUUGCAAAUAAUGUAUUAGCCCCCAUCAGGAUUAUGAACCCCUUAUUUUUUUUUUAGCCUCAUCGGGUGUAUGUACCCCCAUAUUGUAGACAAUGUGAUUAUAUUCAGUUGCUUGUUUGAUCCAUCGAUUAAGCUAUAAUGCCAUGGUGGUAUACUUAGAUAUUCUCCAUUAUUUUGACCUAAUUUCAAAUGAAUUUUAAAGUAAUAAAAAAUUAUUUACAAACCAAACCUUUAAUGAUUAUCAAAUAAGAAUUAUGAAAGUUGAUAUUAAUUUGAUUUUAUUAAUCAUAAUAUGAUUGACAUUUAAUUGAUAUAUUUUGAUUAAUAUUUGAAAUUGUUUUCAGUUCCUUGGUAUUUUCUCAAAUAACUUUACCAUAGCCUCAUAUUAAAAAAAAAAUCCUUAAUAAAAUAGUAGAUUAUAUUAAAUUAUAUAGUCAAAAAUUAAUUAAAAAAAUUUAAUUAACAUUGUGGUGAUUAAAUCAAUCAACCAAUCUAUCAACCAAUCAAUCAACCAAUCAAUCAACCAACCAAUCAAUCAAUCAAUCAACCAAUCAACCAAUCAAUCAAUUUAUAAGACAUACAAUAUUUAAGUGUCGCUAGACCAAAAGAAAUAUUAUGCCAUGGUGUGCUACAAAUUGUCUCACUGAUGUAAUAUAGAUACCCUGAAUGUAUUUCAUUUGGCAUCUUGUCUAAUCAUGGAUAAAAAUAAUAAUUAUAUGUAAUAAGCAUUGUACAAUCUUCUGAAAAGUUUUAAAAUAAUAUAAAUCUCUUUUGAUAAAUUACUUAAACAUUCUAUAUAUCUUUUUGAUUUAAUUGUAAAGAUGAUAAUUUCAUCUGUAUUAAUAUUAUAUAUUGAGAGUUAUAUUUUCAUUUUAGUAAAAUAAAAAACACGUCAGGUAGAGAUGGUGUUAUAUUUUGUUUAUUUUUUUGUACCCUUAGUUAUACAGUAUACCUUAAAUUAUUUAUUUACCAUUGUGUACAGUAAAUAAAAUAAACUAAAAGUUCAGGAAAAUCGGAGAAAACUAUGGAUGCAAAUCGCAAAAGUUGGAUAAGUUUGCUGUUUCUGGAAGGAUGUGGAAUCCCUGAACCAAUAGAAAUCAGUACAAAUAUAAUGUCCUACUUAAAAAAACUAAAGAUUACCUGAAAUUGUGUAGAUUGGUGCAAAAAACAUUUUUUUAUGUAAUAUGUUACAUUGAAAAAUUUCCCAGUGCCCAAUAUGUGAUCCUUUAUAAACAUGAUUUCAUGAGGCUUACAGAAAAAAGAUUUUAUGUUAAAGAUUAGAAAAAAAAAUAACAAAAUACAUCAGAAAUACUACAUAAAUUAUAAAUGAUUACAACAUUGUAAAUAUUCUUAGGCUGAAAGUGAUUAAAUGAAUUAAUUCUUGUUUUUUAUAUAUAUAUUUUUCAUGUAUUAUAUCUUGGUUUCUAUAUUGCAAAAAUUGAUUGCAGUAAUUCAUUCUCUGAAAAACCAGCCCUUAUAAAAUGUCUGGUAGGGUCAUAAUAUGCUAUAAAUAUGUGUUAUAUGUUACUUUAUGGUUUUUAUUCUUAAAAAAAAAAAAAAAAAAAAACAAAAAAAACAACACAUUUUCAGUGUAUCUUUCACUCUGUUGUUAUACAUAUUGAAUAAUACAAUAACCAACUCUAUUUUAGAUUAAGUUAAUAUUUCAUAACCAUAAUGGGUGUUCUAGAGGAGGCUGUGUGUUCGAUUCUCACCCCAAUCAAUUAAUCACCCUAAUUUAUUUCUAUUACAAGUAGUUGCAGUACUAAUGUUAGACAGGAAGUACAUACUGUAUUACCAUUUUUUUCUAACUAUAUGAAUUUGUGAUUUAAAAUAUAAAGCACCAAUCUUUGAGAUGAUAUUUUCGUUAUUUUAAAAUGAGUUUUGUCCUGCUCUCUUGAGUAGAGUUUACACAAAACAAUUAGUAGUAAUUUGUUUUUAUUAUUUAUUUUAUGACGACUAUGAUAUUAAUGAUGUUAUGUUUGCACUUUAUAAAAAUGGCAUGUUAUUUACAGAUAUAAACUUUUAGACGAAGAAGGUAAAAAUGUAUUUAUUCUUCCACAUUGAGCAUAAAUAUGAUAAUCAUAUUAAGAAUGUGUUGAUGCCAUAGAUUUUGUAAGGAUACUCAUUUACUAACUCCAAUGUAUUUGGUCCUCAAAAAUUAGAAAAAAUUAGAGAGUGUCUUAAGCUGCAAAAUCUACAAUGAUAUUUUAGGAAAAAUAACAAGUGCAUCCAACACUAUUACCAUGAUGUCAUGUAGCGCAGUUCUAGCCAGUCAACUGUUCCCGAGUGAUAGUUCUAUUGCAAGAAUGUGCAGCCGUUUCAAGGGGAAAGUACACAAGUGAUCCUAUAUGUUUUGCCUAUUAGUAGUACAUCACUGUAGUAUUCUUAUUUAAAUCUAUGGUUUAUUCAUCGGACAACGCUCUCUAUUCUCUCUAUUCUUCAGUUGAUUCUUGUGGAUAAAAAAUGUAAUUUCACAAACCAAAUAGGAUUAAAAAAUCCACUUGUCUUUAUAAUUAUACUAUAUGUUCUUGUAUGCUAUAUUUAUGUAUUAAUCAUAUCACUUAAUUCAUAACAUAUUAGCAGGUAGGAAGCCAGGCUUAUUGGUACACAUAGAUUUAAGAAUAUUUAAAAGGGGUUAGGAUAAUUAUGUAAUCAAAUAAAUUAUAUUCACUUUCUACAAUUUGAAGUGACAUACCAGUUGGAUGUGAAUACAAGGCCACUAUUUGCUCAUAGGCUUUGUCUACACUAAUAACAUUUUCUUUUGACAAAAAAACGGUUGUAUGCCCAUAUAUAGUCAUGAUGUGCCUAUAUACGGUCAUAAUGUUAUGUCAUCAUGACCAUAUUUAGGUAUGUCACAUGAUUUUGUCAAAUAAAAUUUAAUAGUGUGGACACGGUUUUAAGUUCUGUCCACACUAACAAAUUUUAUGUGACAAAUACCUGUAAACGUCACAUGUGUUCGUGUGACAUGGCGUUAUCAUGCUCGUAUAUGGGAAAGUCAUAAUAAAUAUUUGUACUAGAAAGUAUUAUAGUGUGAACAUUAUCUUAUGGUGGGAAUUUUAUCAGUAAUACAGUAUGUAAUAAUAUUCAUAUUAAAAAUGUAAAGAUUGUAAAUUUA